This is a messenger RNA of Penaeus vannamei (Pacific white shrimp), 3153 nucleotides long. The record is from RefSeq and is a predicted model, not a curated record. NCBI's taxonomy places the organism in Eukaryota, Metazoa, Arthropoda, Malacostraca, Decapoda, Penaeidae.
UAUGGAUGUAGCUCCAUCUUGCCGUACAUACCAAGGUGAAGAGAAUGCUUCCUGGGGGGUGUUGUGGGGCUUAGCCCCCCAUAAACCCUCCCCUCGGGCACGCCUAGUCAUGGCAUUGUAAAUUGUUAGGUGUUUGGCAAUGAGGUUUCCAGCCGGGUCUAAAGUCCUCUUUGUUGGGGAAGGGGAUUUCUCAUUUGUUGCUUCACUUUGCAUGGAAGAUUGGUGUGACCAGGUUUCUUUUGUCGCAACGUGUCUACAAGAAAACCUAAGCGAGAGAGCUGUUUCAAAUACAAAGAUAUUAAAAGAAAAAGAUGUGGAGGUGUUAUUAGGAGUUGAUGCCACUCAGCUUCAUGCUCACCCUGAUCUGAAGGACAGGAAGUUUUCUCACAUUGUGUUCAACUUCCCCCAUGUUGGUGGCAAGAUGAAGAUACACCUGAAUCGGCUGCUGCUGCAAAAGUUCCUUAAGAGCGCCACCUGUGUUUUGGGUCAAGGGGGUCAGGUGGUGGUAUCUCUUUGUGCUGGCCAGGGUGGUGUUAACAUUGACUCCAAAACCCGUAGAUGGGAUGACUCUUGGCAGUUGGUCCUCAUGGCCUCAUAUGCUGACCUAGUUCUGACAAAGCUAGAGCCAUUUGAUACUGAGAACCAUUUGGGAUACUCUGCUACUGGGUACAGAUCCAUGGAAAAAGGUUUUGUUCAGCAAGGGUCUUUGGUUUAUACUCUAGAAAUUAGUCCAAGGCAGUGGAACCCGUCAGUGUUGUUAUCAGACAGUACAAAAGAUAUAUUAUGUGGAGGACAGUACAUUAAAGUGCCAUGCUAUGUUGCUUGUAAGCUGGAGAAAGUUGGCUUUAAUGAUUCAAAUACUUUGAUUGGAUGCAUAUCAAAAUUGAUAAAGGAUAGCUGUGCUCUCAGUUUUCACACAUACAUCAGUGAAAUAAUUUUAUUGGAAAAUAUGAGUUUGAAAGAUAUUUCAGAAUACUUUGGUACCUUCAAAAAGUCAGAAGUAGACAGUGAGGUUGAUCUAUAUCAUUCAUGCAAAUUAAGUAAAUCAAAAGUUUUUCAAAUUGAACCAUUGCUAAUAUUUAUUUCACACAGAAAGAAAUUAGAUUUACAAGAUUUAAUUCAAGAAGAUUUAUAUAUGAAUAUACAUAAUACAAAUAAAGGUUUUACCCCAAAAGCAAAACACAUUAUAUGGAAAGAUGUUGUGGAGAUACCAUUUGCACAUCAGGAAAGUAACGUGAACAGCAGAGACCGAUCAAUUACUCUACCUUCAGAGAGUGAAAGUUAUUGUAAGAGUUUAUUUAUUUUCAACAUAUCGACAAUAGCCAAGGCAUAUUUUGAAGUAGACCUAGAUGAACUCUGGGCAGAUGGACAGAAAGUCAAGGUAGAGAAUGAUUUAAUCAUGUAUUCACCAGCAAGUCUGUGUCCCCUUGAGUAUACUUAUGACCUUAGUUUCUGGGAGACCCGAGAGAGUCUGACAACUGUACAUGAUGAAUUUGACCCAUGUAAACUAGAGAUCAUCAUUAACAAUGUAGCUCAGGAGAGUUUAGUGAGCUAUACACUUUUAAGCACUUAUAAUGAUCCACUCACCUCAAGGAAAAGUUACACAUACCGAAUAAAGUACAGGUGUUUUUCAUAUGCAUUAUCAGAUACAUUAGCUAAGACAAUUCACUGUGAAAUAGGAAAGAAACUGGAACAGCUAAUGGGAGUGGAGGUUCGGUAUGAAAAAGUGUCUGGAAUGGCAUCAGUGGCCCUGCAUUGUGUUCUUCCGGGAAGACUUUUUAGCUGGACACGUCUUCGGGAAGUCCACAGUCUAGUGAAGCAGCAGAUCAGGUCCUGCUCUUCAGUUAAUUACACAAGGCCAGCUGAUCCUGUGCCUGCUAGUACAGCUGCAAGUCCCAAGGAAACAGAUUGGUCAUCUGCUAGUGGUGACAAAGAGUGGAAAGUCUUGGCUCAAGAUUUUUUAAGGAAAUUGAGCAAACAACCACAUGUUAAUCUAGAGGACAAGUAUGUACCACUAAAGAGCAGUAAAAGCAAGUCUGAGGCUACAAAGGUUCAUCACUUUGUGGACUUCCGUCGUGUCCGAGUCCUAGGUGGGAACGGAGGAGAUGGUUGUAUAUCUCUCCUGAGUGUGUACAAGAAAGAGCGUGCAGGGCCAGAUGGUGGGGAUGGAGGAAAUGGAGGUCAUGUUAUAUUCAAGGCAGUUAAGAGACGCAAAAGCUUGGAACACUUGAACUCAUACAUCAGAGCGGACAACGGAGACCCAGGGCGUAAUAAGGAUUGUCACGGGAAAUCUGCUGAGAAUUUGGUUAUUGAGGUUCCAGUUGGUACUCUCUUUAAAAGAGAUGGAGUGGUGGUUGCAAACCUCGACAAAGAAGAAAGCUUAUUUGUUGGUGCACGUGGUGGGGCUGGGGGCAAGGGCAAUGCCUUCUUCACUACAGAUGUAGAUCAAGCACCAAGAGUGGCAGAGUUUGGUGGGAAAGGUGAAUACUUUGAAUAUGAGGCGGAACUCCAAACAAUGGCAGAUGUCGGCUUGAUAGGAUUCCCAAAUGCUGGAAAAUCGACACUCCUGAGGGCCAUAUCAAGAGCCAGGCCCAAGGUUGCUUCAUACCCCUUCACAACACUCAAUCCACACGUUGGCAUGAUACACUAUGCCGACCAUCACCAGCUUGCAGUUGCUGACAUCCCUGGCCUCAUAGAAGGAGCUCACCGCAACCAUGGUCUAGGCAUAACAUUUCUGCGACACAUUGAGAGGUGCCGAUGUCUCCUCUACGUACUUGAUGCCUCACAACCAGAACCAUGGGAGCAGUUAAGGGUUUUGAAGUAUGAACUAGAACAGUAUCAGGAGGGACUUUCCAAUCGGCCUCAUGCUGUUGUAGCAAACAAAAUUGAUUUACCAGAGUCUCAGGAAAAUGUAGAGGAACUUGCACAACACACCGACUUGCCACUAGUGCCUGUAAGUGCGAAAAUGGGCCAGCAGCUUGUACCUCUGUUGUCUCUUAUCAGACUCUUGGUGGACUACGCAGCAGAAAGUGACAACAUGCAAAGUGCUGGUGUCUGACGUUAAUACAACUGUUUUUGUUUUAGUACUGAAUAUAAAGUCAUAGGUGAUUGUUGUAUAAAGAUUAUGAAGAAAAAAUAGAAAUUAUAUACAUA